Lytechinus variegatus (green sea urchin) is the source of this 561-nucleotide messenger RNA. Its product is annotated as ATP-dependent DNA helicase RecQ-like. Gene Ontology annotation, molecular function: ATP binding; four-way junction helicase activity; 3'-5' DNA helicase activity. The record is from RefSeq and is a predicted model, not a curated record. Bases 1 to 561 code for a protein of 186 amino acids. Gene Ontology annotation, cellular component: nucleus; cytoplasm; chromosome. Gene Ontology annotation, biological process: double-strand break repair via homologous recombination. Lineage: Eukaryota; Metazoa; Echinodermata; Echinoidea; Temnopleuroida; Toxopneustidae. The transcript has 2 exons.
AUGGAAACAACAACAACUUGUGUCGAUUCUUCCAUCAUUCGUGAUUCCAUCGUGUAUGCCAAAAAGAAGUUGGGAAUAUCAACUCUCAAGCCACAGCAGGAGAAAGCAUUUGAAUCUAUGUUAAGAGGGCACGAUGUUUUCAUGGGGUUACCAACAGGUUAUGGGAAGAGCGUUGUUUUCCAAGGAGCGGCAUUCUGUAGCGAAUACAUCAAGAGAAUUCAAGAGAAGGACGACAGUAAUUUUGUGGUUGUUGUCAUGCCACUGAAGGCCCUUAUUAAAGAUCAACUGACCAGAGCUGGUGAACUUGGCAUUGCUGCGGCUGACAUAAGUAGUGGACUGACCGAUGAACUUAGAGAGCAAAUAUCGGGUCAGGCAUCAGGGAAGACACAAGCUUUCUGUGGAAGUUACGGCCAACUCGGAGAGAUACGGUCAACACUACCAUCAGUCCCUGUCAUUGCUAUGACAGCAACGGCAACAACAGAGGCAAGGAAGCAAAUUACACACAGCUUGGCCAUGAGGAACUAUGCCACUAUCGUGGAGUCUCCAGAUAAACCCAAUUGA